Molecule: messenger RNA, 2591 nt
Organism: Tetranychus urticae (two-spotted spider mite)
Lineage: Eukaryota; Metazoa; Arthropoda; Arachnida; Trombidiformes; Tetranychidae
Gene: m-cup
Product: ankyrin repeat protein mann-cup
Molecular function (GO): protein binding
Source: RefSeq, a predicted model, not a curated record
UUAACUCGCUCUCUCUAUUUCUCCCUCUCUAUCCAACUUUGCUUACUUUUAUGUUCUCUCUUUAUACUGCAGUUAGUCUAACACAGCAUCAACCAAAAUCUUGAUGUUGCAUGAGGUUUUAAUUUUAAUCUGUGUUAAUUUACUCCGUGAAUAACUAUUCUUAUUGGAUUAAACGUUUUUUACUCAAACCAAUUUGGAUUAAUGCUUCUAAUUGUGAACCAAAACAACCCUUAAAGACCUUAAAAGAAUAGUGCUCCAAUGGAAAGAGCCUUAAAUUUCAUAAAUAGUAUCAGUCAUCCUUAUACAACUUGGAUGUCUCUCAAAGUAGACAACGAGGCCCAUUUGGAUGCCGUUUUCACCGAACUAUACAACCAAUGCUCAAAAUCUACGACCAAUUCAGUAUUCACGACAGAACUUAUUCAUAAUUUAACCUGUUUAUCUAUUGAUGUACGCCAAGAGCUUGUCAACAGAGUUCGAGAUGGCUGUUCUCCUUUAUUUUUAGCUGCUCUUCGAGGCAAUGUAUCAAUGGUUGAUUUUCUCCUUACAGAAUGUAGAGCUGACGUUGAACUAUGUGGUUUUUACGAAGGACGAGAAGACAGGACUCUUCAUUUUGUUACUCCCCUGUGGUGUGCCUCCAUUUCAGGCCACCUUGAUGUUGUUAAAGUUUUAGUCAAACAUAAUGCCAAUGUCAAUUCAGUAUCUGAUACUGGCUCAACUCCUGUUCGAUCAGCUUGUUAUAUGACUCACAUAGAAAUUGUUAAAUUUUUAAUCGACAAUGGUGCUGAUAUUUAUAAAGCUAACCAUUCCGGUGGAACUUGUUUAAUUAACUCUGUCCAGUCUACUCAGUUGUGCCAAUUACUUUUAAACCAUGGAGUUGAGGUGAAUGCUCACGAUAUCCAAGGAGAAACAGCAUUACAUUAUGCUAUUAAAGAACGUAAUUUUGAUGCAGUCCUUUUGCUUCUAAUGCAUGGAGCUGAUGUAACCAUUCGAUCAAGGCAUGGUAACGAUGCUCUACAACAAGCCUGUCUCAAAAUGGCUACGCCAGUUGUAAGAUAUUUAUUAACUCACUAUGAUUAUCCCGAUGAAAGGAUUGCCGAAGCUCAUGAACUUCUUGGUGCAGCUUUUAUUGAUCCUCGACUUGAUAUCCAGUCAACUCUAACUUGUUGGAAAAAAGCCUUAGCCAUUCGUUAUAAAGAUCCCGAUAACCCCAUUUUAAAACGAAAAGUACCACCUAAAUCAGCCUAUUCAUUUGCAACGGAAUUCGAAACCAUCGAAGAGCUAGAAAAUCUAUCCCAUGAUAUGGAUGCCAUAAAAACUCAAUCUCUUCUCGUCUUUGAACGCAUCCUCGGACCUUUCCAUAGAGACAUGAUUUCCAAAUUAUUUCUUAGAGCAGCCAAUUACGCCGAUAGUCUUCAGUUUCAACGAGGUGUUGACGUGUGGAAAUAUGCUCUUAGUUUAAAAAUUGAAAGAGACACAAUUCUUGAUCACGAAACAUGUUACUCGUUUGAAGGAUUGGUUCGACUUUUUCUUGAUUUUCAUAUUAAAACUGUAUCUGGUUCUCACAAGGAAUAUCCAUUGUUUGAAGACGUAAUUGACACACUUCGUUUGCUAGUCGCUGAUUUACGUCCUGUAAUGAAAUUAUUAACCAUUCAACCUGUUUCUAAGAAGCAGCAAGAGUGUUUUGAUUCGUGUUUAAAGGGUAUCACCCACUUAAUCUAUAUCCUCUAUGUUAUCAGAAAAGAUGCUUCUCAGGACCGUUUGAUGCGUCGAGCGAUUGCCAGUCUAAUCAGAAUUGAUCCCAGAGAUUCAAAUGAUAAUUCACUUCUUCAUCUUGUUGUUUCCAAGAACAAUAAACUGGAACAAAGCUAUAUCCAUAUAACUCACAUUUUCCCAAACGCUGAUGUAACGCAACUCCUUCUAGAGUGUGGAGCUCCAGUUGACGCAGUUAACAAUGAACAGUGUACACCUUUGCAUGUAGCUUGCCUGCGAUUUCAUUAUAACCGAGAAGUUCGAGAUGUUCUCCUUGAAUUUGGUGCUCACCUAGACAGAGCUAACACAAGAGGGACCCGACCUUUUAGACAGCUUGAACAUGUAGAUCCAACCUUUAACCAUCUUCCAUACAUUUCACUUCGGUGUUUAGCUGCCCGAGCUGUUAUUGGAUACAAGAUACCCUACCAAGGUAUUGUACCUAGAAUGUUGGAAGAAUUUCUUGAAAUUCAUUGACAUGACAAACAUUAUCAAUACCAUCAACUGUCAAAACAAAUGUUAUAUUGUCUCAAUACUGUAAUCAUCUAUUUCCAUAAUUUCCCUUUCCUAUCACUUUUCAUCAUCUACCAUUGACUCUCACUUGAUUGCAUUGCAUAUUUGGUAGCGAGCUUAUUAAAUUAAUGCUUUCUUUAUUUUAAAACAAAAACCUGAUCCUUUCUCGUCUCUUUUAAUUAAGAAAAAUCAGUGAAAUAUUCUCUGUAAAAUUUUUCUCUACAAUCUUUUUGACUCCUUUCCUAAAGUUAUAUAUAAAUAUAUUGUUACCAGAAAAAACUAAAUACUAAAAUAAGUUUUAAAUUUGCAUUAACAAAUUUUUUCUAAUUGAA